AUGGCGGACAGCUCAGAGUGGGAUCUUUCAUCGCCUCAGCAUGGAAGAUAUACCUUAUCCACUCAUAUCAACCAUGAAAUAAUACCACCCAUUACAUCUUCAAAAACAACUCCAAAUAACAGAGUGGACAAGUUCCGAAACAAAAAACUUUCUAUUGAGCAAAUCAAGCCUAUUACAAGAUCAGAAUCGGCAUCAUCAUUUGGAAUAUCUCUUAAAGUGGCAAAUUAUGGAAGAAACUCUGUACAAUCAUUUACAUCAGGUGGUGGUAGUAGUACAUUCGGUACAACUUGUAAAUCCUCAUCCUCCUCCGAAAAACGACCCCGUACAGCACCAACACGACAGCCAGGAUAUGAAAAGAAAGUUUCUUUUACUGAAGCACAAAGUGAGAGCAAAAAUCAAUGGGGGCCAACAACCACCUCAGCACAGAAAACAAGUUCAGGAAGAAGAACACCAACACUCUCUCCCAAUUUUGUUGACUAUAAGAGAUUUGUUAAAACGUUUUCUGAAUCCAAAUCUACAACAACAACAACUUCUAAUCCACUAAAUGCGACUACAUUGAGUAGUGGGAAAAUGAAAGCACUUUCAGUGGAAAUGGAAGUACAUCUUUUAGAAAAUGUUGAACGAUUGAAAGAAAUAGAAGAAAAUGAAUUUGUUUUAAGACAAAGAUACAAACAAUUAUAUUCUGAUACUUUUGAGGAAAUCAUUAAAGUUUGUCCAUUUGGAAAAUUAUUACGAGUUAUUAAGGAUGCCUAUGACAAGGAUGCUCUUAUCGCUGACAAAACACAAGAGAAGCAACAUUAUGAUGAGCUCGUCAUAUUAUACACCAAUGCACAAAAUAACUUGUCACAAAUUGAAAAGGAAUUCAAAUUAUUGCAAAAAGAAAAUGCUCAAUUGAAGAGUGAACUCAAGAAACAGAAGAGUGAUUCUCAAAGAUACAAAACUGAGAUUGAAAGACUUACACAAUUACAAUCUGAAAUUGUGUCAAAUGUCAAACCAGAGUUGAGAAAUUUAUUGAACAAGAAAGAAAAAACACAAAACACUUCAAGGUCUUCAAUCCAAAGCUUAACCUCACUAAAGAGAAAUAAUACGUCACCUAAAUCAUAUCGUCCAGAGACUACAUCUGCUAAAUCGAGAUUAUUUAGUCAAGACAAGGAAACAAUGGAAAGUGAUACAAAAGAAUUGAAAGAAAGAGACAGAUUAUUUGAACUUGAAAGUGAACUCACAAAAACGAUUUUGAAAGAAAGAGAGUUGACCAGAGAAAUUGCCCUAAUAAACCUUGAGAGAGAAAAAGACGAGGUAAAGUUGGAAAAGAAGGAAGAAAAAUCAGAUGGUAACACCUCGAAGGAAUCAUUCACCGAAGACAACAACAGUUCUAUGGAUGGCUAUACCCAAGGAAUUUCGAGGAAAUCAUCCAAAAACAAUCUUCAACAAACGACAACCUCUCAAGGAUGUGACAAUUUAGAGAUGGAGGCAUCUCCUCUUGAUGAAGAGGAAAAUUCGAAUUCAUUACGAGAAAAGUUAUUACGAACAGCAAGACAACAACGGUUGCAGGAGAGUGUUGCUCAAGAUCUUGACUACACCGAUCCAUCCAUUGUCAAGAAACAGAAUCAUGGUACUCCACCCAUAGCAUCUAACACGAGUGGAAAUGCUACAAUAACCAUGAAAGACCUGAAAGAAAACCUCGCAACCAACACACAAUCGAUGGAGCCAAUCAAUCUCAUGUUCCGUUCUGAUUCUUGUGAUUCUUUUUCAUUGGAUUACGAGGAUACGUUGUAA
Messenger RNA from Naegleria fowleri, 1776 nucleotides. RefSeq lists its product as uncharacterized. The transcript has 3 exons. Bases 1 to 1776 code for a protein of 591 amino acids. The record is from RefSeq and is a predicted model, not a curated record. NCBI's taxonomy places the organism in Eukaryota, Heterolobosea, Eutetramitea, Acrasida, Naegleriidae.